AUUCCUCAAAUAGCCCCAAUUAGAUGGUUACUCUUAUUUAUCAUUUUUUCCCUAACUUUUAUUUUAUUUAAUAUUUUAAAUUAUUAUAAUUUCUUUAAUAAUAUACCUAAAAUCCCCCAAGCUCAGUCAACAGAUACUUCAACAUCAGCACUUAACUGAAAAUGAUAA
Hermetia illucens (black soldier fly) is the source of this 168-nucleotide messenger RNA. Lineage: Eukaryota; Metazoa; Arthropoda; Insecta; Diptera; Stratiomyidae. The record is from the annotation of a RefSeq genome assembly.